Molecule: messenger RNA, 4380 nt
Organism: Haliotis rufescens (red abalone)
Lineage: Eukaryota; Metazoa; Mollusca; Gastropoda; Lepetellida; Haliotidae
Product: spindle and centriole-associated protein 1-like
Exons: 19
Coding region: 111-2444 (777 amino acids)
Biological process (GO): mitotic spindle assembly; metaphase chromosome alignment; regulation of centriole replication
Cellular component (GO): centrosome; spindle; centriole
Source: RefSeq, a predicted model, not a curated record
UCCCUUUGACUAAAAACCAAUCACAAACAUGGCGUCAUUGACAGCGGGGUCUUUGACUGACUAGAGCAUAACAUGGAAUUUAUCUGUUGUAGUUAAGAAAGAAACUGAAAAUGUCUUUUGUGAGGCCAGGACACAAGAAGAAGCGAGUUGUUACUCGAAAAAAGCCAAUUUGGGAUGACUCACUCAAUGAUCUGUCAGUCUUCAAGCCAUCAGCACAAGAGCUGGUAGAACGACAUGUCGCCCAUAAGUCAAAGAAUCACAUGACUGUCAAACUAGAGAAAAUGAGAAAAGCCAAACAGAAGAACACAAGCUUGUCCAAUGCAGAGGCUCGUCAGAUGGCCAUUAUGAAGGAGGUUCUGUACGACCAGCAGCAGCUCCAUGACACUUUAUCAAAGUCUGACAAGAUGAUGGCAGUUGUGAAAGACCUGUUUGGAGAUGACCCUCGGAGAUUCCUGGGUAUCCCCAAUGUAACGUCAGUGCCUGGCCAGGAGGGGACACACACAAGGACUAAGCAUAUUGUAGCCCCAGUGAAGGACAUCAGAACCAAGUCUGAAACUAUGAGUGAGUCGGUGAUGGACCAAGUAGCACUCAAUGAUUUUACAGAUUCAGAAUCAGGAUUUGACAUUCUUCUGGAAGCAAGAGAUGACGGGGAUGCCAUGGAACCCAUCGUGUACCAGCCCCAGAUGAACCUCCAGAGAUUCCAGCAGUUCCUGGCUGCAGAGGAGGAGAGGAACCAAACCCUGAGCUCCAUCGGUGGCCAGGCGCAGCUCACCCAGAAUGCAUCAGGACCAAUACAGAGCACCAGACUUCAGUCCACACAAGAUGUCACUGGCUGUGAGACCCCCAAGAAUGGCCACAAUGAGUCUAUCGAGAUGCUGCGAACACCCCGCUCAGCCAUCAACGACACACGGAAGGUGAAGAAGACGAAGAAGAGAGUCUCCCCACAGAAGGAAAACAGGCCACAAACUGCUUCCGCUCUCAACCUUACAGAUCUCAGGAAGGUCUUGGGUCAUCUAGAGAAUGAGAUUGAGGAGUACGAGAAACAAACAGGUCGUCGUCCGCCAGCUGAGAAACAGAGAUCUGAGACAUUCAGUGGCUACACGGUGGCUCUUGUAGAUUCUGUGUCAAAGCUUGCCACAUAUCUGCGGGAGACUGACCUGCGCAUCCAGGCCGAGGUGACGGUCAGGGAACAGCUGACCCAAGAUGUCUUCCAGCUGCGACACAUCGUGGACACCCUCACCUCUGAUAUUAUCGUAACUCAAGAGGAUUAUGGGAAGAUGUUGACAUCAUUUGAGCGGUAUCGGUCUGAGAGUAAGGAAGAGAUAAACAGGCUGAAGCUUGCACUGCAAGAGACAGUGAGACUUCAGUCAUCUCCACCAGAAGGAUCCUCAGCUUUCCACACACAAGAUGGUGGCAGGUCACACACACAAGAUGGUGGCAGGUCACACACACAAGAUGGUGGCAGGUCACACACACAAGAUGGUGGCAGGUCACACACACAAGAUGGUGGCAUUUCAUACAGACAUGAACAUGGCAUGUCACACACACAGCACAGUCAAGAAGCAUUUGUCAAACCUGCCAGCACCAUAGACAUUGACACAAGUUACCCAGGUCUGCCUGAGCGUGUUCCAUCACACGCUGUUGUCCUGUCACCACCCAUCAGGAAGACAAGAGUCACUGAUGGACCAGAGCCACAACCAGCUCCACCAAAGCGACAAACCUCCCUAAUUGACAUCUCCACCUUGAGUGAGCCUGUUGCCUCACGUCACCUGCCUCCUCACACGGCCCGAUCAGGUCAGCCACCACCCCAGGUGGCCACGGUCAGUGUCCCCCGUCCAGCCCCCCUCGUACAGUCCAACCUUCCUGGGGGGAGCCUCUCCACAUCUGGACACUAUCACCCCACCCAGUCUGUGUCCAUGCAAGUGACUGAGACCUCAGGACCGAUGUCAGCACAAAUUGCUGAGCUGAACAGACAGCACGAAGAAGCACAGAAAAGGCUUCAGAUCCUGUUUCAGCAGCAGGAGAGACAACACAUGCAGAUGGUGAUGCAGCAACAGCAGAAGUUUGAUCAUCAGCAACAGGGGAUGCAGCAGCUGAGCUCAGAUCCACAGCCUGUUGGAGUGUCAAGUUCCAUGAGACCCGGCCUAGAGCAAGGUGUACAUGGUCUUGAUAACAUCUCACAUGCUGGAGUAAACGAGAUGGCACAGUUUGACACACCGCCUAAACCACAAGCCCAGUCUCGUAUCCAGGGGCCAAUCUCCCCACCAAUCUCCCCCAUCUCCUACCGAUCUGAUAACUUCACAGUGUUACAACACCUGCAGGACAGACAGAGGCAGUAUGGUGGAGGUACUGGUCGGGAGAUAACCGUGUCCCUCCCGGUGAUGGACCUUGAGAUAUCAGGAGGAAGUCCAUCUUCGCCUAGAGCUUUCUUACCAGGCCAUUGACAGGACAGAUGACCUCACAUACUAGCCCCCCUUGACCGACAGAAGUGGCUCACAAGCAACACCCUCCUAACACAUCAACUGGACAUAGAAAAGUGAUAAUUGAAAUACAUUGUUUGUUUUUUCCCUCUGUUAUAUCACAAUUAGGGGACAAUGGGAGGCCAUGUUUUCCAAGGUGCUGAUAUUCUCUGUGCAGAGUUGUGCCCCUUAGAAAUGAAUUAUUGUGGGUCGAUAUCUCAGUUUCACCCUGAUUGUUUCUAGGUUUGUCAGCACCACACCUGUGCUCGUGGGUUUCUCCAAUGUGGUAUACAUCUGAGACCUGCAUCACUUAAAGCUUUCCUCCAAAAUUAAACUGAUAUGCCAUUAUGUAGCUGGCAUACUGUUCAAAGCGGCAUUAUACUAGAUCCACUCAGUCCCUCCCUCACACAUGAACGUGUAAGGUUAAGUCUUAACAUUGUUAAUCUAUAGCCUGGUCAUGUAUAGGGUAGAAGCAUCUUGUUCACAAGCAGUGCCAUAUCAAACAUAUGGGUGCACACAUGUAGGAUUUUUAAUCUCGGACUUCUUCAAAAGAAAGAAAUAUUUUACUCUAUUUCAAAUGUUCCACGUUGUACAUGUAGUAAGGGGAAAAGUUCCUUUUAGCAGGUCCAAUUUUAGUGUUAUGUCUAAAGUAAAGUUCUGAUAAUCAUAUCACCAAUAUCACUUUGUUAAUGGGCACUUUUUGGCCUGGACUGGCCACAAUAGUUGUAACAACUCUGCAGUUAAUGUUUGCCGUCACAAUGCUGGGAUGUAGUUUGUAAAGGAUGUAAGAAUCAAAUCAUGGCCAUUGCUGCGACAUAAGACUGUUUGUGGACAUGAAAUUGAAACUCCUGCUAUAUCAAGCUAUGUGUCUAAUCAUAUUAAUUCAAUAAUGAUUCCAAAUAAUUUAUUAAGAUUCUUCACAUGUUCCCUUGAACUGCCAGCAUCAAUCCUGCUGAAAAUGGUUGAUGUAUUGUUGCAGCAUCUCAACAACGCAGAAUCUCACUCUUUAUCAACUUGCCAGUGUCAAAGACAGCAGAGGGGUGGUGGGGUAGUUUAGUGGUCAAAUUCGUCUCCCAUCAUGCCAAUGUUAUGGUUUCUAUUCCCCACAUGGGUACAGUGUGUGAUUCCAGUAUCUGGUGUUCCCUGCUGUUAUAUUGCUGGAAUAUUGCAAAAAGAGACAUAAAAUUUAACUCGCUCAUGACAACUGAGUGCUGGAUGUAGGGUUAGUGGUGCUCUUCCCCGCACAGUUAUGGACCGUGAUUCCAGUGGCUGUCAAAGUGGCCAUACAAGUAUUAGUACCUUUGGAUGUUGGGGACCUGUAUCUGUGUACAUUUUGUGUCAUAUUUAUUACAAAAACAUGUUUAAAAUUUUGUACAUUUAGUAAUACUUUACUGCUGAGCAACUGGUUUUUUUAAUAUUUGGCGUGUCUGGAUUCAUAUUAUUUAAUAUGUUGACAUUUGGUAAUACCAGUUGUUGUGAUGUGAUACUCAUUGUCUCACAAUGACUGAUGUGAUAUACUGACCAUCCAGCCUGAUACAACUUGAGUCAGGGUUUAGACAAUAUGCAGAAAGUUUUCUGAAAGGACACCAUUCCUCAUCAAUUAUCCAGUGUAGCAUAUUUCCAUUUUAAAACACUGUUUGGUCAGGUUUAAUGAUGUGGGAAGUAUAAACAAUGCUAUUGGGAGUCUUACUGACCUCACAUCGUUGACCAUUCUGGGAUUAAUAUUUGUCAGAUUGUUAUUAUACAUCUGUUUGCUUAUGUCCAAUUCUGUAAAUAUGAAUAAUAAAUGACACUAUUAACCUUUGUCAUGAAAACAUAUUAUUUAUUUGAUUUUAGAAUCUUGUCUUUGUUCUGAUGUAAAUUGUCUUAAUUUGACGGCUAGGAGUUCAAACAUACAAAUAACACCUGCUUGGAAUACCAA